CCUCGCUCGUCCUCCGACUCUCGUUCCAUGACGGAGAUCCGCCGCCGAGUGCAGGAACAGCUCUCCUCCAUGGCCACGGAUAUGGAAGCGAACGCCUCCCAACUGGGACUAACAGCGCCUGCAUCCUCAUCACCACUCACAACACCACAACCACCAGCGCCAUCGCCGCCACCAUCGCCAUCAUCAGCACAAUCAUCCUCUUCAGCGCCCAACGCCGCCGCCGCCGCCCUCCCCUCCCUUUGGGCGCGUCUCUCCGACCGCCUCUCCCAAGCCUUCCGCGCCCUCCUCUCCCCUCCACCCUCCCGCGCCUCCCGCUCGUCCAACGCGCUCCCGUCGUCUCGAGCCUCCCCUUCCGCCUCUUCCCCCUCCGCCACUUCCUCUUCCGCCACUUCCCCUUCCGCCACUUCCCCCUCCGUCGCUUCCGCUUCCGCCACAGCCCCUUCCGCCUCUGCCAAAUCCCCCCUUCGAAGGAGAAAGCGGGUGUGGGGGAAGCGGAGGAGACGGGCGGCGAGGGAAGGGGGAGCAGUCUGGCGCGGCUGGUGGGGGAGGUGCGCGCCAAGGGGUCGCUGCUAGAGGCGGCGGACGAGGCGCUGGAGGAGGAGAGCCGCCGGCUGCAGAGCAAGGUGAGAACGGGUAUUGGGGCGUUAGUGGUGGCAAUGGGGGCUGCGGUGAUAAACCCUCACUGUCCCUCUUCCCCCAUCGCCCUCCUUUUUUACCCUCCUUCCGCGCCCCUCCUUCCGCGCCCCUCCUUCCGUCCUCCCACCCAUCAGGCGGACGAGCUGGCAGCUUCCAUCCGCGGGCGCCUCUCGGUGGACGACGUGCAAGCAGUAGUCAGCAGCAGUGGGGAACGUGCAGGCGGAGCUGGUGCGGUUGUGGCCAAACCUUCUCACUCUCUCACUACCCUUUUCCUCCCUCCCUCUUUCCCUCCAUCCCGCACGCCCUCUCUCCCUGUCCCUCGUUCCCUCGCUCUCCCUCUCUCCCUCUUCCGCCCUCGCGUCACACAGGCGGACGAGCUGGCAGCGUCAAUCCGCGGGCGCCUCUCGGUAGACGAUGUGCAAGCAGUGGUGGGCGCGGCGGUGGGCAACCCCUCAAUGCCCCUCAUUUCUUCCGCAACCCCCUCCCCUUCCGCACCCCCCACUCCCCAGGCGGACGAGCUGGCGGCGUCAAUCCGCGGGCGGCUCUCAGUGGACGAUGUGCAAGCAGUGGUGGGCGCGGCGGUGGGCAACGUGCAGGCGGAGCUGGUGCGCGCGCGCAGGCGUCUCACCCCAUCACUCCCUCACUCACUUCCCACCUCCCCUCUCCCUCACUCCCUCUCCCCCUCUGUUCCUCCCUCACAACCCCCUCAGGCUGACGAGCUAGCAGCGUCCAUCCGCGGGCGGUUAUCAGUAGAUGACGUGCAAGCGGUUGUUGGUGCAGCGGUGGGGAACGUGCAGGCGGAGCUGGUGCGCGCGCGGCGGCGCACGAAGCAGCUGCUGGCGCAGCUGGAGAUUAAGGACACGGAGCUGCGCGUGCGGCGCGAGGAGUGGGAGAAGGAGCGCGCCGCCAUGGUUGCCACGCUCGACGCGCUCGUUAGGAAAGGCACGCUCGGGGGAGCGGGAGCAGGGCGGAACGACGGGGGGGAAACGGGGGGAACCGGGGGAGCAGGGGGAGCAGGGGGAGCAGGGGGAGUAGCCGGGGCAGCAGCAGAAGUGGUAGGGGACGCGGGGGAAGGAGGACGAGGGGUGGGAGAUGGCAUGAGUUUUGUGGGCGGCGCUGCCUCGUUGGCGGCGCCUGUGGAGGCGAUGACACGUGGCAUGAGCCUGACGGACGCGAUGAUGCGGAUCUUAUCCCUAGAGGCGGCUGUAGCGCGCGCGGAGGAGGCGGAGCAGGCCACCUCCGUGCGGCUAGAGCGCGUUGCUGACGUGUUAGGGCGGGAAAUCGCGAAGCUGAGAAAGGAUAAGAAGUCCAUAGAGAUCCGGGCACAGAUGCUGACGUGUCGUCUUGAGAUGAUGCAGCAGAAGCUGGAGGGGCUCCUGGGCGGGCUGAUGGAGAUCAGAGGCGCGCUGAUUGGUGGAAAGGUGGAGCUGGGGGUUCAGCUAUUGGAGGAGCUUGUGUUUGAUGUGGAGACGUGGACUAGGCAGGGGAGGAAGCUUAUGGAAAAGGAGAUUGCUGGGUGGGAGGGCGGGAAAGGGGCGGGGGUAAGAGGGGAAAGAGACGGGAAGGCGGGGCAGGCGGGGAGGAAGGAGGAGGGCGGGGAGAAGGGGGAGGGAGAGGGUGGUAGAGGGAGUGUGAGGGCUGGGUGGUGGAAGGAGGGUCCGCCGGGGGAGUGGAGUGUGUAUGAGGAGAGAGAGGAUGGGCGGUUGGUGGAGCUUGGGGAGGAGAGGAGGGAGCAGGAAGAGAGGAGGAAGAAGGAGGAGGAGGAGAGGAAGAGAGAGGAGGAGAGGAAGAGGGAGGAGGAGAGGAGGAAGGUUGAGGAGGAGGAGGAGAAGGCUAGGGAGGCGGAGGAGAGGGAGAGGCGGAGAUUGCUGGAGGGGGAGAGGGAGAAGGAGGGGUUAGUAGAAGAGGAGGAUGGAGAGGAGGAGAGUGAGAGUGAGAAGGAAGGACGGCUAAUCGAGGUCCCUGUUCCACAGGGUGAUGAUGUGGACCAAUCAGAAGAGAAGGCUGACGUGGGCCAAUCACGAGAAGAUGCUGACGUGCAGAUUGGUGGCGGUGAAGCAGGCGAGGAGGGGGCAGGUGGGGUGGAGGAGAGGAGCGGAGAGGAGGGGAGUGGAGAGGAGGGGAGUGGGAGGGUGCGGGUGAGUGAGCCUGAGCAUGGGCAACCAGGUGGGGGGGAGGAGGGGAUGCAAGAGAGAAGAGAGAAGUGGGGAGAGGCGAGAGGGGGGUACGGACGAGGAGGCUGGGAGGAGCAGGAGAGGGGGGUUGAGGAGGAGGAGAACGAGAGGGACGUAGAGGAGGAGAGGGAGAAGGAAAAGAGGGGAGCAGAGGAGCAUGGAGAGAAGGUAGAUGGUGAGGAAGGGAGGGAGACAGUAGAAGAGGCGAAUGCAGUGGGAGUAGAGGGCAGUGAUUUGGCAGAGGAGGGUGGGGCAGUGGUUGAGGAGAAGCAAGUAGAGCAGGAGCAUGGAGAGCAGGAGCAUGGAGAGCAGGAGCAUGGAGAGCAGGAGAGCAGCGGGCCAGAAGAGGUGCACGAGAGUACCGUAAGGGAAGAUCCCGACUCUCCGUCUUUGCCAUCUUCUGAGGGGGCUUCAAAGGAAGAACAGGAGGCACAAGGAGAGGAAUUCAAAGGGCAGGAGGGACAAGGGGAGCAAGCGGACGGGGCGGCGGAGGAGAAGGAACGGGCGGCGGAGGAGAAGGAGUGGGUGGCGGAGGAGGAGGAGCGGGCGGCGGGAGUGACGCUGUACUACGAGACGGGGUGGCAGGACGUUUUUGUGCACUUCAGUGCGGACGGCGCCGGUUGGACUGAUGUGCCGGGGUCGAGAAUGUCAGAUUCGCCUCUCAUUGGCUCGAAUGGACUGCCCCUCAAGGUGAUCACACUUCCAGUGACUGCAAUGGAAUUUGUCACCAACAACGGAGGCUCGGACUGGGACAGAAAAGCAGGCCUCCCGAGCGCUAUGGUUGACGUCAAGGCCGCUUUUACAACCUCGACUGGGUGGACAUCCGCGCAACCAUCUAGACCUUUCAUCGACAUGAUUCACGGCGUUUCUGCCGUCGAUAUCCGCCACGUGUUCAAUCUUAUGGACCGGGACCGCGACGGGCGAAUCUCAACCGUUGAGUUGGCCUCAGUUCUUGCGAGCCUGGGCGAAACACGACCGGAUGACAUGGCGCGAAGGAUGAUGGCACAAGCAGACACUGACGGUGACGGAUUCGUUGACUUUAACGAGUUUCUCGCCGUGAACAAAGCUUGUGUUGGCGUUACUUAUGGUCGCGUUGCCGCAGGCUCACGGAUUAGCAGCGGGAGGAGCGGCAGCACGGGCAGUCGCGGAAGCAGCAUGGAAGAAUUGGAAAUUCCUCGAUACGGAAACGAGGCUGGGGCUGGCGAGAUUUGCUUGGCUUCGGCUGGCGACGCUGACAUGGCGGUCGUGGAUUCGCCCGAUUCUGACUCCGCGUCUAUGGACGAUCUCCUCGCGGCGUUUCGUUCGUUCGACAAAAACGGCGACGGUUACAUCACGCCUGACGAACUUCGCGAGAUGCUUUUGCGAAUUGGUGCUGGCGAAGAGAACGACGACGGAGACGUUUCAUUGGCGGAAUGCGAGAGGAUGAUUCGCAGGGUUGACGCGGACGGGGAUGGCCGACUCUCCAAUCAGCCCGCCAAUCUCGGCCCGCUUCCGGCGGUCAAGGCGCAAAACGCCUUCCGCGCAGGGCAAACCGUCGUUCCGGCAGCGUUAAGCACGCAAGUGGGAAACCUUGCUGGUAUGGCCCUGCCUCGCAAACCGCCUGCUGGUUCGUCCUCGCCGAACAACCCAGCCCUAACGAACAUCCUCAAGACUGCUGCGAAGAACAUGGUGAAUGGGGUUACCCAGGGCAACGUUACCGAUAUCCUUAGCGGGGUGGUGCAAGCUGGAGACGACGGAUUCUCAUAUGCGCAGGGGUUUUCCAUGGGGAGCUAUUACGGCUCGUUCGCCACGUUUUACGGCGAGCCCGACGGGUCGGGAACCAUGGGCGGCGCGUGCGGGUACGGCAACAUGUUCCAAACGGGGUACGGAUUAAUGACGGCCGCCGCGUCUUACGCUCUUUUCGACAACGGCAACGCGUGCGGCGCGUGUUUCGAAGUCAAGUGUCUGGGUUCCCCGGCAGUCCCGGGCAAGAACGUGUGUUCCGGAAAAACGGUAACGGUUACCAUCACGAACAGCUGUCCGCCCGGCGGUAACGGCGUGUGUAACCCGCCGAAGCAUCACCUGGACAUGUCGGAAGCUGCGUGGGGGGUGCUGUCGAGCGUGCGCGGCGCGGGGAUUCUGCAGACGCAGAUGCGGCGCGUGCCGUGCAAGAAGAACGGCGGCGUCGCGUUUAUGCUCACGGGCAACCCGUACUACCUGCAAGUGCUCGUGUUUAACGUUGCCGGCCCGGGGAAUAUCAACAAGCUGGAAGUCAGCGACGGAACCACGUGGGACGUUAUGGAUCACAAUUGGGGCGCUUCGUACUCCAAGAGCAAAAAGUACGGCGGCAAGGAGCUGUCGUUCCGGCUGACGGCCGUCAGCGGCGAUGUCCUGACCGUCAACCGCGCUGUACCGUCCAACUGGUAUAUUGGCGCGGCGUAUAUGUCGAGAGUGAACUUUGGCGGCGGCGGCGGCGGAGGAGGAGGUGGCGGUUCGAAUGGCGGUUCCAGCGGCGGUUCCAACGGUAAUUCCAACGAAAGGUGGCUGACGCAGCUCCAGACAAUCGAGUCGUCCCUCACCACGGCCUUACAACGGACCAGGAAGAAGACAAACUGCAGCCAGAUUCUAGCGAAAUCCAUUUUCCAGGUGCACAAAGCUCGGCCGUUGAUCGCGGAAGGCGAGCUCAAUCGUGCGGCCAGGAAGCUCAAAUACACGUCCGAUGGGCUAGGCGCGUGCCUGUCGACACCCAGCAUCGACGCGAAAAGCAGCAGCGCAAGGCAGCUGACCCGAAACGCCAUGCAAUGGGCGACGGAAAUUGUCCUGCAAAUGCGCAACCGGGCCGACGGCGGAAACGGCGGCGGCGGAGGCGGAGGUGGUCAGGGGCGCAAGCCAACGAGCGAGUCGCCUGGGGAUGAUAGCGGGGCGCCAGGGAAGUCGACGCCGGGAGUCUUGGGUUCUCCGGUUCAGCCGCUCGCGAUCGACUACUGCGAAACGUUUGCGAAGGUGGCGGGUAACGCUGCGACGAUCGUUGUGGAUACCACCACUGGCUGCCGCGGCAGUCGCGUGAGGUCGACGGUUCAAUACCCGUCUGGCAUCUUCAGCGCGCAGAUAAAAUGCCCCGCGGGCGACAUGAACGGCCUCGUGCAGUCCUUUUAUCUAUCCUCGUUAGAAGGCAGCAAAGAUCAAGACGAGAUAGACUUUGAAUUUCUGGGCCGCGAUAAAACGAGUGUGCAGACGAACUACUACGUGAAUGGCGUGGGGGGUCACGAGGCGCUCAUUCCGCUCGGCUAUGACUGCUCCUCGGGAUUCCACGAAUACGUCAUUUACUGGAACGAUCGGCAAAUAGUCUGGCAAAUUGAUGGGCAAGUCAAGCGGGUGGUUCAGCAGAGCAAGCUGAACGGAGGGCCCUACCCCACCAAGCCUGUGUUCCUGUACUCCUCUGUGUGGGACGCCUCUAGUGUUCUUGGUGGGACGUGGGCUGGCACUUUCAACGGCAGAGAUGUGCCUUAUAACGCGCAAUAUAAGAGCUUCCUCGUUACAUCCCCCGCUCCGUAA
Molecule: messenger RNA, 6344 nt
Organism: Closterium sp. Yama58-4
Lineage: Eukaryota; Viridiplantae; Streptophyta; Zygnematophyceae; Desmidiales; Closteriaceae
Source: the annotation of a GenBank genome assembly